AUGCCAGUCACCAGAUCGGAAAAGCGCCAGAGGCUGUCUUCUGAGCAGUCUGGGCCACCUUCAAACAACAUUGCUCAACCCCCAGAGCCUGAACUGAACAAUUCUACUACACGCCCCAAGAAGCGUUCAAAGAAGUUUUCAGAUGCAGAUGUAUCUCCAACUCCAACAAACAACAACACCGCCGCCCCAGGUCCAAAGUCGGAUGCAAGCUUCACUCUACCACAAGAAGAGCCAAGGAGAAGUCUCCGUUUAUUCGUGACCUCAAGCAACAAAUCCGAUGUCGCCGACACCCCAGAUCUUGAGCCUGGCAAGUCAAUGUCACGUUCAGAGAAGCGUGCAGAGCAGCGUCGCCUCAAAAAGCUCCAAUCGCAAUCAGAGGCCUCUUCAAGCAACAACAUAUCUGUUGCAUCUGCUCUAAAGUCGGACCUAAUUUCGGAUACACCACAGGAAGAGCCAAAGAGGAGAAACCUCCGUCCACGCCUGGCCUCAAGCAACAACAGCACUGAGGCGCCUGGUCCAAUGCUGGACAUGAGAUCCUAUAAUCCACAAGGGACAGGCUCCAAGAAGACUCGUUGGAGUUCAGAUGAGAGUUCGGCCAACAGAAUCGCUAUUCCUGACUUGCAGGCGGAGAUGAGUUUCGUUCAACAAGCUGAAGUAGGAGUGAGAAAGCAUCUUUCAGAUCCAAACACAUCUUCGCGCAAAGGAAACAAGCGUGCAGCAAGCCCAGCGCCGGAUAUGCGCUCCACCUCGCCCCAAAAAGACUCGUCUCGGUCGCAGAAGAAGCUUCGCCUUCUUAAGACAGCCACUUGCAAUGAUGUCCAAGCCCCUGAGUCUUCAGGAGUAAAUGCCCCUUCCCGCCUCAAGUUACGCCUGAAGAAGCCUGCCCCUGGUCCUACACUGUCCGAGAGCAACUUCGCUUCAUCAUCCGAGGGCAACUCGACUCCAUUUUCAGAAAGCCUGGCUGCAUCUACCCCACUAUCACAGGGCACAUCCGCUCCAGUUUCAAAGGAGCCAUCUUCUUCUCCACUUUCAGAAAUCAAAUCUGCUCCAUCUCCAGGGGAAAACACCCCGUCAAGCUCCGACUACAAAGAUUCUCCGUUAUCCAAAAGCAACUCUGCUUCAUUUUCAGAGGACAAUGCUGUUCCAUUGCCGAAGGUCAACUCUGCAUCUUCGUCCGGAAGCAACUCUGCUCCAUCCUCAGGACCACGCUCAAAGAAAAGGACAGCACUCCACCUAGAACCCUCGGCAGGUAGCAUAUCUUCCAGCACUGAUUCUAAUCUCAAAAACCUCACCCCAAAGAAGAGAGGCUUUGAGGACAUGGACACCACCGACGGUUUGUCCCCAGAAAAGCAGGGUCAGUACCACGCCGAGCGAGAGAAAGAACCUCAGCGUGUCGCCGAACAGCAGAAGAUUCUCGCGACGAUGGAGGACUUCAAGAAGGGCUUUCAAGACCUCCUGAAUCAUAUCCGUCUCCCGAGGAAGAACAGUCAUAUGAAGAAGAAUCCCAAUGAGCAUAUGUUUGCGCUGAAGCUGAGCCCACAGCUGUGUCUUAUGGCACCAUCUCCGAGACACGUUGGGAUUUAUGUCAAGGAUGCCUGCUUUGAGUCAACGAGCGAGGCGAUGAUAACUUGGGUCACGGGGCUGCUGAUGGAUGUUGUUAAGAGAGAUGGCUUGGCGUGGGGUGAGGUCGCCAUUGAGUUGACGGAGGGAGGUUCGCUGGGCAAGGUGUCGAACUGGGGGUUCAACCAGGCGUGUCCGCACAAGCUGGACACUUGCUUCGUCAACACCAACGUGGAGAUCCUCUUCUGCCGCAAGACCUACUCGGCCAUCAUCACCUACCACCACCAGUGGAAGUGUGCUGGUCAGUAUGAGGUCCCCUCGGGGAACAUGACAGACGUGUAUCAGGCGCCACGUCCGUCUCGUGCUGACCACACCACCACUGGUGGUGGUAGGUCCAUCUUCUCGGGCGCCGGCGAGUCGGCGUAUGGCCCAAGCUGCCAUACCCCUCUCGCCGGGGCCCAGUUCGCCCAAGCUGCCGCUCCCGAGUUCCCCCCCGGCGCCGACAUGCGCACCGUUUCCGGCCUUCACCCCGCGCCUUCCCUCGCCGGUUACCUCCCCGCCAACCCGUACAUCCCCGUCACGCGCACACCGGCUCCUCCCUCCCCUCAAGCCGUUUACGGCGACUACGGCAACGCGGGCGGCUUCCCCAUCGACCCGGCGCUCAUCGACCCGGCCUUCCUGGCACCGACCCUCAACCAGCCAACCUUCGACGUCUUCCCCGCCAUCGCCACACCCCCUUACCAGCCCUCAUCCGACCCCGGUCUCCCGCCCUACUUCUGGGCUCCGGUCGCGGCACCCGCCCCCGCCUACGUCAGCCCCUGGGCCCCGGCACCAGCACCCGUUCCAGCCUACUUGAGCCCGUGGAUCUCGCCUGCUCCCUCCCCGGUUCAGCAGCAGUUCACGUACCCAGACCCAGACAUCGCGACGGAGGACUACGUCGCGGACUGGGUUGCGGCGUCGUUGAACUUGCCGCUUGAACCGGGGAGGGGGGUUGUGUACGCUGCUCCCCCCGUGCCGGUGCCUGUUGCGGCACCACCACCACCAGCGGCUUCUGGGCCGAAGAAACGCGCGAGGAAGAGCCGUGCGAAGGUGCGUGUUGCUGCGGCUGUUCCUGCCCCUGCGGCUCCUGCGACGGCUGAAGAGAUGAUGGAGAUGAUGACCUCGGCGCCCCUCCCCGCGCCCGUCCCUACCGGCCCCUCCCCCUCCGAAACCCUCGCUGCCCUCCAGAGCGCGGCGACUUCGUCCCCUGGUGUCCCGGUCCCGGCCGCGUAUCGGCAUGUGUGGUUCCUGAAUGGGCGGGGGAGGGUGUCGAAGACUCGGGAUAACAACCCGAGGUGUCGGAGGUGUAGGAGGAGACAUUGGGCUUCGUGCAGCAGGGGCCAACCCUGCGACGAGUGCGCCAAGGACAACGUGCAGUGCGUGUACGGUCCUGGGGUGGGGGUGGAGGAGGAUGAGGAGAAGGGGCGCUGA
Messenger RNA from Pseudogymnoascus verrucosus, 3030 nucleotides. RefSeq lists its product as uncharacterized. The record is from RefSeq and is a predicted model, not a curated record. The transcript is spliced from 3 exons. Bases 1 to 3030 code for a protein of 1009 amino acids. Lineage: Eukaryota; Fungi; Ascomycota; Leotiomycetes; Thelebolales; Thelebolaceae.